UUUUGGCUAAACUAACCCUUAAACGGUUAAAUGAGUCGGUAAAUUGACUCGAGAACGAUUUGAACCGAUUCAAUCCGAUUCGUGAAGCAUUCAGCAUUCGCUGUUCAUUAAAGCUGUAGUUCAUACGUUAUUAGACUAGAGGAAACGAAAGAGCCGCUCUGAAAUCGUGGAUGAGUUCGUAAGUGUGCGAUGAGCUAUUUGAGUGAAUUGAACUAGUGUAUUAGGGGUUACAUCGUGCAAGAGAUGGCGUCGAAACGUCCGUUUUGCGAUGCAGACUUUUUUUGUCCCGUUUGUCGUGAUGUUUUCGAUCAUCCAGUGGUGCUUCCGUGCGGCCACAGUGGCUGCAAAGAUUGUAUUGAGCAGUACUGGAGAGUCAGUGACUCGAGACAGUGUCCACUAUGUAGACAAAUAUCUGCUAACAAUCCUUCCCUUAACUUGGCUCUGAGAAACCUAUGUCAAGCAUUCUUGGAUCACAGGCGCUAUCUAGAGGAGCUGUGUGAAGUUCACCACGAGAAACGGACUCUGGUGUGUUGUGAUGAUGAGCAGAUACUGUGUGAGAUUUGUAGAGAAUCUGAAGAGCACAGAAAUCACACAUGCCGUCCAGUCCAAGAGAUCGCUGAGGAACACAAGGCAGUUCUGCUAGGUAAACUUGGUCUCUUGAAGGAAAAAAUGCAUCUCAUGAAAGAAGUCAAUGUUGAGAAUGAUUUUGCGGGGAUGAAUAUACAGGGCCAGGCUACCUAUUUGGAAAAUCAAAUAAAGGAUUCAUUUAAGCAUCUUCACCAACUUUUGGAUGAUGAAGAAAAAGCCAUGCUUAAUGAACUAAAACUGGAGAAGGAGAAAAAAAUGGAAAGUCUGAAAGAUAAAAUUGAGAAGAUCGGUGAAGAAAUCGGCAUGCUCACCACCAUUAUUAAAGACCUGAAAAAGGAGUUAGAUAGUGGGGACAUCAGAAUAAUUCAGAACUUCAAGGACACGCUGAUGAGAGCUGAGUGCAAAUUUCAGGAUCCAGAGAUGACUGCGGGUGAUCUUAUUGACUCUGUCAAGUAUUUGGGCAACUUUAAGCUCAAUGUUUGGAGGAAAGUCAGACGAUCUAUCAGUUACAGUCCUGUGGUUCUGGACCCCAACACAGCCCACAUUUACCUCACAGUAUCUGAUAAUCUGACAUGUGUGUGGUAUGGAUUUGAGAUAACUGAGCCGAUUCCGGAUAACCUGGAGAGAUUCGAUCGUUGUCCCUGUGUACUGGGCUCUGUGGGCUUUUCCACAGGGACACACACAUGGGAUGUUGAGGUGGAACACAACUCGUCCUGGAUGGUAGGUGUCGCCACAGAGUCUGUCCAAAGAAAAGGAACCAACUGCUUGUCCAGUGGAGUCUGGUGUAUCGGACUUAAAGAUGAAAUUCUUAGUGUCACAGAUCCUCUGGAGUCACACGUCCCACUACUUGGAUUUGAGAAACCAGCGGCAGUGAGGGUGAAGCUGGACUUGAGUGCAGGGCGGCUGUCAUUCUCAGAUCUUCUGUGUGAGAAUGUCUAUCACACCUUCACACACAAUUUCACUGAGACCGUCUUUCCAUUCUUCUUCACAGAUUGCCAUUACCCUCUCACUAUUUUGCCUGGGGUCAAGCCUGAAGAGAUCUGAAGAGAAGAACGUUGGCUGUUACGUGGUGUUCUUGAUUUCCUUAUUUUACAUUGUUCCUUGUUAUUGUUAUUGAUAUGGCCUUUGAUUUUAAAGGUCUCUUCAGUUUGUACUUUCAGGAAUGUUCAAAGUUAAUGUGGGUUAAGUAUGUUAUUGUUUCUGGUACUAUUUUAUGUUAUUUUUUUUAAUUUAAUAAAUGUUUGAAAUGUUUACAAGGAAAAUCCUAAGUAGCAGAACAUUCUAGAAAGAUGUUUUGCCUCAUGUUUGUGGAAAAAACCUUUUUUGAUGUAGAAAGUGUGUGGUGCAUGUUAGUGAC
This is a messenger RNA of Megalobrama amblycephala (Wuchang bream), 1945 nucleotides long. RefSeq names its product tripartite motif containing 35-40 (gene trim35-40). NCBI's taxonomy places the organism in Eukaryota, Metazoa, Chordata, Actinopteri, Cypriniformes, Xenocyprididae. Gene Ontology annotation, molecular function: protein binding; zinc ion binding. The transcript is spliced from 6 exons. The record is from RefSeq and is a predicted model, not a curated record. The coding region runs from base 244 to 1632 and encodes 462 amino acids.